GAUGUUCACGACAAUAGGAGCACGUUUACGGCUGUAUCACGGCGGAGUGUUGUGUGAGUUUGUUUUGCUUUGAUUUCUGAUUUUACUGUGCGGACGAAUAGAAUAUCUGGGGCAGAUGGGUUGGGGGACAUGAAUGGGUGUCCCUUAUUUUGCCACACUGAAGGAUCCAACCCUUAAGGCCACCCCAAGAACAAUAACUAUAAAGCUUUAACCAGCAGAUGUCCUCAGCAUGCUGCUUCAAGUGAAUAGCUUGUGUAAUCGAUCUAAUCUAACAGUGAAUUUGGCUGACAGAGUAGGUAUAGUGGAAUAAAAACAAUGCCUAGUCUUUUUCACUGCAACUUCAAAAGGAAGCAAGACAGUGUUGUCAAAACUAGCGCUGGAUACCUGAGAUCUCUCCCACAACAGUUCACCAAUAAAUACUGGGAAUAUUCAUAUCAUUCUACAAGAGAAGGACAAACUCCAGCUGUAUCAGCUGAAAUCUGUUUGAAGAUGGAGUUUAUUAAAGUGGAGAUUGAGGACAUGAGUGAUCCAGAAUCAUCCAGAGUAAAACAUGAAAAUACUGAGGAACAAAUAGACCAGAUGGAGGCGAUGGAGCAAAAACACAAACUGAAUGAAGUUAAAGAGGAGAAACAUGACUUACAAACUCAAGGAACAGAAGCCAAAAAGCUGCACAUCUGCUCACAGUGUGGAAAGAGAUUCCCAAAUAAAAGAGGAAACCUUAACAGACACAUGAGAAUUCACACUGGAGAAAAACCGUUUACAUGCACUCAGUGUGGAAAGAGUUUUCUUGGUGAAUCAGGUCUCAGAUAUCAUCUGCUCCUUCACUCUGGAGAAAAACCAUUUAACUGUGAUCAGUGUGGUAAAGAUUUUAUUUCAUCAUCAAAUCUAAAAAAACACCUGAAAGUUCAUUUAUAUGAGAAGCCUUAUGAGUGUUCUUUGUGUGGAAAGAGUUUUUCAAGGAUGGAUCUAUGUAAAAAGCACCAGAAAACACAUAAUGAAAUAAGAGAUCAUGUGUGUUUGGACUGUGGGAAGAGCUUUACAACAGCUGACAGUCUGAAACGGCACCAAAGAAUUCAUACUGGAGAAAGACCUUACAAGUGCUCAUCUUGUGACAGGAGUUUCUCUCAGUCUGCACACCUGAAAUCACAUGAGCGACUUCAUACUGGAGUGAAGGCGCACUGUACUCAGGAGGGAGUUUCACCUGAGCAAAAACUCUAGUAAUUCAUAUUUAAAAACACACUGAACAAAUGUUAUCCUCAGAUCUUUCAGGUAAAUAAUGUGAGAUUCAGAUAAAAUAAAUGUAUAGAAAUGCAACAGGAAUUGUAGAGAUCAUCCUUCACAUAAAAAAAAAAGUCAUGUACUUAUUCAAUUGCAUUUGCUCCCAUUUAUUUGUGCUCACAGGACUCAAAACAACUCUCUUUCAAUAUUUUAGUU
This is a messenger RNA of Megalobrama amblycephala (Wuchang bream), 1434 nucleotides long. RefSeq names its product gastrula zinc finger protein XlCGF7.1-like. Gene Ontology annotation, cellular component: nucleus. Gene Ontology annotation, molecular function: RNA polymerase II cis-regulatory region sequence-specific DNA binding; DNA-binding transcription activator activity, RNA polymerase II-specific. The transcript is spliced from 5 exons. The record is from RefSeq and is a predicted model, not a curated record. Bases 316 to 1218 code for a protein of 300 amino acids. Gene Ontology annotation, biological process: regulation of transcription by RNA polymerase II. NCBI's taxonomy places the organism in Eukaryota, Metazoa, Chordata, Actinopteri, Cypriniformes, Xenocyprididae.